CCCCUUUGAAGUACGACCCUGAUGGUAGUUGCCAUGUAGCAUAGCAGAUGUAGCCUAGCAUCAGCUGGUCUUUGUUUUCUCAUCUAAAGUGUGCCAACCGAAUGGACUUUAAUGAUGCUCCAGCCCUCCAGGCUGGACCAUCUGGCCUCUGCUGUCUGCUCCCUGUCUGGGUAUUUAGUGGGCCGGUUCAAUCUGGCCGUCGCUGACCAUCGCAUCCAGAUGUGAGGAGGGUGGUGAAAAACUGAGUUCUUAUUAAACGGAUCCAAUGAAGAAAUGGUGGCAAUAACCAACACGAGGAGAACUGUUUAGGACCAGAAAAUUUAAUGAUCAGAUAACAGCAAACAAAUGUUUCUUCUGAGAGCUACACCUUAGCACCUAUGACUGUCACUGUCCCUAUUUAAUAAAAAAUAAACAGUUAGAAUAGCACUAGCACAAUUAGUUACAAAUUAUUACCUUUAUGGGCAUUGCUUGAUCAAAUUCCUGGAAAAUAAUAUCUAGGUUUCUUAUUAAAAUCUACAGUGCAUCAGCAAAAUCACAAACUGCCAAUAAGUCCCAAAUCAUGAAAUAGUCAUUGUGCUGCUUUUGCCAGCCUGCCAGGCAGCCAGGUCACCAUGGAAUUGAACUUGGACAAGCUCCAGGAAUACCUUGAAGAGCUUAAUCAUCUUAAGACUCAUGGAACCAAGACUGUAAUGUUAGAUGAUGUUCUGGAUGCAGAAAUUCAUUGCAUUGGAAAUAAAAUCAAGGCUCUUACAUUGGAAAAGAAGCAGCAAGAGUUGUUGGCCAGCAGUGCCAAAAUGCAGGAGGCACUGAGAGAAGCAAGCAAAUUGCCGCUCAGGGAGCAACUAGAGAAGCAGAUUGUGGCUAUACGGGAUGAGGCUGAUAGCAUUUCCAUUGAGUUGGCAGGCAUGGGACUCCCCAGUGAUGAAGUCAAGAAGAGACUUUGUGAAUGUGAGGAGCUAAUUUCCCUCAUCACCUGCAAGCUUGAGACUGCCAUAAAAUCCAACACAGCAGACAAUGUUUCUCUUGCUGGCCUGCCCAUCACCAGUGUUGCAAUUCAGGAUUGGGAUCAAACUGAAAAGUUUGUCAAGCUGUACCUUGACAUGCCGGGUGUUGAUGCCACUCGCAUAUUGAAUGCGUGGUGCACAUUCAAGGAGCGGCACUUGAGUGUCUUGGUGCCAGACGUCAAUGGCCAGAACUAUCACUUCAGUCUACGGGACCUAAGCAAUGACAUCAACCCAAAGCAGAGCAAAUUGAUUUACAAUAAUGUAUGCGGUGUUCUGCUCCUGAAGAAGAAGUGUGAGCAGAAGCGCUGGCGGGACCUGACCGCGGCCGCCGGGACUGAGAGGCGGUCUGCUGAGCUUGCCUUGUCUCUCAUGCUCGACAAGUACAGGCAGAUGGACGAAGCCUUCACCAUUCUGAAGACGAAUCCCCCCAAUGAUGUCAAGGCAAAGAUCAACGCUCUUGGUUUCUACGCCGUUGGUGACGGAGCGUUCAUCGCUACGAUGCUGGAGUGCAUUGAGGUUCAUCCGCCCACGGUGGCUCUGGUGAACUUGCGCUCAUGCCGCUCUACGCCAUUCGCUGUCUUCACAAACGCCGUAAAAGUCUUGGCAGAAUACGACUGCUACAUCAGCUUGGCUAAUGUCGAAUACAUGCACUCAACGGAGCUUCAGAGCGACGACUUCCUCGUUGGUCUGCUCGAUCGAAAGCCCGGGACUCUGGCGACAUUCACGGGCAGGCUGAGUGAUGACAGCAUCAACCGCCUGCCUCGUGUGAUGCUGCAGCUGAAGCUCUACGUGUCGUGCGCACGGCAGCUUGACGUCAUUGACGCCAUGCCCACCCGCGUCAGCAACCUCCAUCUGCGCAUCGCCCUCAACGUAGACCUGGAUGGCGUGAAGCCUCUCCGUGCCCGAGUGCUGGACCAUCCCCUGACACUCGCCUUCUUCGGUGUCGCAGACCAGCACCUCGACUGGCUCCUCUCAGCCAUAAAUAAGCUUAGGCGCUGCAGUUCCCUGCACGGUAGCAUGGAUGUCAGCACCGAGAGAAGGCUGCACCUGAUGGCCUGUCGCCUCACGCCGUCCGCACAUUACCGUCUGUGCCUCGCGCUUCCUGCAGACAUCGUGGAGGUCGCCAUCGAGGAUAACUCCCUCAAUCCCCUCUGCUUUGCCACUGUUUAUACGACCUACAAGACCCGCGGCUGCAAGUUGUAUUACAACCUCAUCGCUGAUCCUGCGAACGUUGAUGUGCCCAUUGCCAUGGACUGGUUUGCUUAGUAUCAACGCAAACGCUGAGAGAAACAGGAUUACGAGAAAAAGAUUUUUCACCUCGGAUGUUCCAAUAAACCGACCGAUGGUUGUCAAGAUGAGUUGUCUUGUUUUCGGUUGUCAAUGUUCAGUUUUGUUAGCUUGGAAUUUGAAUAUUACAAUAUUACAUGCUAUAUAAGUGCAACGCUAGUCUUGCAAUGCCAUAUAUCUGCGCAUUAUGGUCUUCUAAGAAUUUUUUGUUACGCAACUAAACGUUACCUUACUAUGCUACUAUCUCAUCACCAUCACCUGACGCUCGUGUGUCAAGUGAUACUUCAACAAUGUGAUCUCACGAGUGCCUCAACUGCUGCCAUUGUUGAGGUAGCCAUUAUUUUUGGAGUGCCUUGAUUUCGGCCAGCAAGUGAUUUAUGCAGAAGAUUUUUUUCGUUUACAUUCUUGUCAGAAUUCAGAAGAUUGUCUUUGAAACUAUGAAUUACGUUCGAUUUUUGUUAAAUAUAAUUUUGCAAGAGGACAGGCAAAGCGUAACUCAAGCGUUGUUGAGUUGUGUAGGAGGGCAGGCAGGAUCUGAAGAGUUGAGUUGUGUAGGAGGGCAGGCAGGAUCUGAAGAGUUGAGUUGUGUAGGAGGGCAGGCAGGAUCUGAAGAGUUGAGUUGUGUAGGAGGGCAGGCAGGAUCUUAAGAGUUGAGUUGUGUAGGAGGGCAGGCAGUUCUCCGUCUCUUGCCUGUCCCUUAUUCGAAUUUUACCAGCAUCACACCUAUCUUAUGCCUGCCACAUCUGAGCCUUUUACCCGUCUUAUCGAAAACGAAUCAGUUUUCAUUGCAUAAGUUUGAGGCGUUCUGAACAGAUGAAAUUUUUAUUGAGAAAUUUAAAUUUUUUAAUUUCUCAGUUGAUAUAUUUUUAUUUUCCGGACGCAUUAGUAAAACUCGUUUUCUACUUGCAUCUCCCUCUUGGACUUGCAUCUCCUCUUGGUGACGUAUGCUGACUUGGAUUAGUAAUCUGGUCUGAGAGGUUCAUAGAAAACUGGGAAUUGCUUUAAAAUACUGAUUUAAGCUCCAAUGUCAAAUCUGCAUAGCGGAUUGCCGAGUUGAUGUUUCAAGUUCAAAAUUUUUAAAGAAUCGUUUAUUCGCUAGUCAAUUUUUUUCUUGUGUAUUGUACGGGUAGUGAUAUUUUGAGAGAUAAGACUGAUUUCUUUAUUGAAAAUAUGUAUUAUGUUUCGGUAUAGAAGGCUUUGAGAGAUUUAUGUGUUGGAAUGGAAUAUAUUAAACAUGCAUGCAUUACGA
Molecule: messenger RNA, 3540 nt
Organism: Hyalella azteca
Lineage: Eukaryota; Metazoa; Arthropoda; Malacostraca; Amphipoda; Hyalellidae
Exons: 13
Coding region: 612-2270 (552 amino acids)
Source: RefSeq, a predicted model, not a curated record